AUGAUACAUCGACGGAGGAUCCUCUCCAUUUUUCUAUCCCUUGUGAUACUCGUAACGUUGCCUUGUUACGAAAGUCGUGCCAGGAAUACUCAAAGUACUCAGAAAUUAAUUAGAAAUAGAGAAUCGUAUAAGUUACACGAAAAUAACAUUUUUCCUAAUUAUGUAGAAGAUAAUUGGGAAAAAGGAAAUUUUCAUAUAGAACAAAGGGAUAAGUCAUGGGUUUCGAUAUCUAUGCACAAGAAAAAUAACUAUGUACAUGAAUCUUCACUUGUUAAUUUUACGUAUAAUCACACGAAAGAUGGUCAACAAUUAAUACAUAAUGAACAGAGUUUAACACAUAGAAGAUUUAAAAGAGGUGUAAUACAUUUAUAUAACAUGGUUGUAUGCGCCACUGGAUGCAAUCCUUUAGCUUAUAAGGGAUAUGGAUGCUACUGUGGCUUUCUGGGCUCAGGAUAUGUGAUAGAUGGAAUAGAUAGGUGUUGUAAAAUGCAUGAUUGGUGCUAUGAUGCUACAGAAUGUCCAAUGUUUUCAGAGUAUUUUGUACCAUAUUAUUGGAGAUGUUACCAUGGUUACAAACCAGUAUGCGCUGUUGAACAUGGAAAUUGGGGAGGUUCUGGAUCAUGUGCUCAACGAUUAUGUGAAUGCGAUCGUUCAUUCGCUGAGUGUCUAAAGCGUUAUCCUUGUCCAACAACCAAAGCCGUAUGCACUUCUUCGCCUUGGAGAUUGGUGCAAAAUCUUUUUAUGAUCAUGUGA
Molecule: messenger RNA, 753 nt
Organism: Eufriesea mexicana
Lineage: Eukaryota; Metazoa; Arthropoda; Insecta; Hymenoptera; Apidae
Exons: 5
Coding region: 1-753 (250 amino acids)
Biological process (GO): arachidonate secretion; lipid catabolic process; phospholipid metabolic process
Molecular function (GO): A2-type glycerophospholipase activity; calcium ion binding
Source: RefSeq, a predicted model, not a curated record